Messenger RNA from Histoplasma capsulatum G186AR, 635 nucleotides. RefSeq lists its product as uncharacterized. The record is from RefSeq and is a predicted model, not a curated record. Lineage: Eukaryota; Fungi; Ascomycota; Eurotiomycetes; Onygenales; Ajellomycetaceae. The transcript has 3 exons. Bases 73 to 447 code for a protein of 124 amino acids.
GUUGAAAGAAUUUUGAUUUUCUAUUUUUCUACUUUAGUUAAAGUAUAACACAUUAUUAUUCCUUUAAUAGUGAUGAAUAUUGUUGGAAUAUCAAGUUUAAAUUUUAUUAUUUUCAGUGUUAUUGCUCAUGAAAACUUGCAAAGUUUAGUUAUCCCGAAUAACGCCGUACCUCAAAUGAUAAAUGACAUAAAUUUAGAUAUUAAAACGUAUAAAAGUGGAUAUAUUGACAAUAUAGAAAAAUUAUCACUUUUGAAUAAAGAAGACACUGUUGUGACAGCUCAAAGUAAGCAAGUUGAUAAAACAGAAAUUUCGACACCAUUUUCAUUUAAUAUCUUAUCCCAUCGAAUGAAUCACUGUUAUCCUUUUGGAUGUCUUGGGAAUGCGGACUGCUGGCGAAGACCGCCUUGUCAGCGUUGUGUUUUUGCCAAUCGCAGUCAUUGUGAAUAGAUAAAUGUUGUUAAAAUAGAUAAAGGUAAUGUAAUAUAUCUACAUUAACUAGUAAUACAUUGAAUUCUAUAUCAAUCACUGGGUUAUAUUGAAUAGUUUUAUCUACAUCGUUGAAUUGGGAUAUAAAAAUGCAUAUAGUGUACUUAAAUAACUGAAUGUUUUAACAAUGAUGUUGCAUUAUCUAUAGA